Aureobasidium pullulans EXF-150 is the source of this 660-nucleotide messenger RNA. RefSeq lists its product as uncharacterized. Bases 1 to 660 code for a protein of 219 amino acids. The transcript is spliced from 8 exons. Lineage: Eukaryota; Fungi; Ascomycota; Dothideomycetes; Dothideales; Saccotheciaceae. The record is from RefSeq and is a predicted model, not a curated record.
AUGUAUAAUAGCGUUAGAAAGACUAUAAGUAGAACAGCUACUACUAUUAUAGGCUUUAUCUUCGUACCUAAAGCUCUCGAAUUAAACAAAAUUGAUAUAUAUUAUUACUUUGUUCCUAAGUUCUAUAUAGAGGCGGUUAGAAAGGCUAGUAGCGAUCCUAGCGUCCUCUCUAUAACCGCGCUAGGAGCUUAUAUACUUAAAGGAGAGGACGCAUCUAAUCUCGCUUAUAAGCUUAAUCUUAAAUUUACCUUCUUUGCUAACCUUCUAAGUCUACUUAAUACUAAAGCGGCCCUUAAGGAGAUUCGUUAUGCUAUAGCUAAGCUACACGCUAAUAGCGCGGAGAUAAAUCGUAGGAAAUAUAUUAUCUUUGUAUACCCUACUUACCCUAAGGAUAUAGAUCCUAUAAACCCUCACUAUAAGGUAAUCCUCUCUUACGCUACAACACUACUUAGCUAUACACUAGAUGUAGCUAUAAAAGUUCGCCUAGGUGUUACCUAUAAGGAGAUGGUUAAGGCCUUCUAUAGCUUUCAUUACGACCUUACUCUAUCUAGUUUACCUACUAUACUUAAUAUGCUACUAAAGCUUGUCCCUUACGAUCAUAUUCUUUAUAGAAGUAACUUUCCUUAUAUACUAUUACUUAUAUAUCUAGCAUUCUUAUAA